AUGGGGGGUCUCAAAUCUCGCCUGAAGCGAUUUGUUGGGGGUACUUCAGCAGAGCACAAGACCUCGAGCAUCAUUGGAAAUGGCGACACAACUGGAAGUUUUGUCAUUGAGAACAACAAAGAGAAUGACACCACGAAAUUGGAUAUAACGGACAAAGUAGUCCAGUUGUCCCUAGCAGACACUUCAAGCUCGUCUCCUGGUCCUACGGAAAAUUCCGGAGCUGAAAAUACCCAAGUUGCAAUCCACAGCCCAGCCCAAGGGUCUGUUUCCCUUUGGGAUAUUGCAUAUGAUUCUCUGCGAGAGGACCGACGAGACUUAAUCGUUGCGUACGAGGAUAUUUUGUCACGGGCGUUCAUGACAGGUAGGCCCCAACAAACUUCCAACCAGCUUAUCAAACUGGCUGAUGAUGAAUAUAAAGUGGAAAAAGAUGCACCAUCAAUUGCAGAUGCCAACCAUUUGGAAAACCAAAUCCCCCAGCACGACGCGAUCGCACGACGAGAGAUGCUGAAGAAGAUCACCGAACUCGGUCUCAAGCAUAUGAAAGACAAAGAAGUCACCGUCACAGUAUUCGGGCUUGAUAUUGGUCUAAAGGACACCUUGGUCAGCGUCGCAGGCGCCGUUGAAUGGGCUGAAGACUAUGUCAAAGCCGCAGUCAAAGAUUUGCCAUAUGCUUCCGUUGUCAUGGCAGGUGUCUCGCUCAUUCUUCCCCUGUUGAAAAACCCGGUUGCUAUCGAGGCUGCCAACCGAGAAGGCUUUACCUACAUCACAUCGCAAAUGCGCUGCUACGUUGAAAUGGAAUCGCUUCGACUCCCCGCGGAUAUGGCAGCUGGGUUGAAAAGUUCUCUUACAGAUGGUGUCACUGGUCUGUACAAGCUUAUAAUAGAGUUCCAGGUGGAAAGUGUGAUCAGAUUCUACCGCAGUCGGACCAAGAAUUACUUCCGGGACACGGUCAAUUACGAUGACUGGAGUCAGAAGCUGUCUCAAAUUAAGGAAACUGAAACCUCACUUGACAAGUUGUUCGAGAGGGUUAUAUCGGGCGAGAGUUUGCAACAACUGAAGAACCUCGCCCGCGAAGCCAAAGACUCGCGGAAAAGCCUGGAUGAUAUGCUUCGCAAGUUCGAUGAACUGAUUGACAUUUCUCGAGACCAAAAAACAAUCAUGGAGAAGAAUGAACAGCGCUUGUCUCAUGAAGAUAACCGGCGCUGCCAAGAGGCUUUGCAAGCAACGGAUCCUGUCCUAGACAAGGAGCGUAUCCUGUUGAAAAAGGACCGGCUCCUCAGGGACUCGUAUUGCUGGGUGCUGGAGAACAACGAAUUUCAGGAAUGGCGCAAUGAUGUAGCUGGUCAACUGCUGUGGCUCACAGGUGAUCCUGGCAAAGGCAAAACUAUGUUAAUUUGCGGUAUAAUUGACGAGCUUUCGAAGCCACACGAGACAGCCCAAGACGGGAAUAUCUGCUACUUCUUUUGUCAAGCCACCGAUGAUCGGAUCAACAGUGCGGUAGCUGUUCUGCGAGGUCUUAUCUACAUGCUUGUGAGGGAACAACCUUUGCUCAUGAAGCACCUGCGUGAAAGCUGUAACGACAAGAGCGCCCGGCAUUUUGAAGGACCAAACGCAUGGGUGGCAUUAUCCAAAGUCUUUAUCGAUAUGCUUGAAGACUCAGAGCUACAGAAUACAUAUUUGAUCGUGGAUGCGCUAGAUGAGUGCCGUGCCGACCUUGACCUCCUUCUCCAAUUUAUGGUCGAAAAAUCAUCAGCGUACUCAAAAGUCAAGUGGAUUACCUCGAGUCGCAACUGGCCAAACAUCGAAAAGGGCCUCAAGUCAACACAGAAACGCAGGCUUUGUAUCGAGCUAAAUGAGGAGUCAGUCUCCGGGGCGGUGGACUCGUACAUCCAGAGCAAAAUCAACUGGCUAGCACAGCGGAACGAAUACGACGAAGAGACACGAGAGGCUGUUCAGCAGUACUUGUUGGCAAAUGCAAACGGAACCUUUCUCUGGGUGGCGUUGGUCUGCAAAGAACUUGCCAAUAUAUCGGGGUGGGAAGCUGAAGAACUCCUCACUGUCUUUCCACCUGGCCUUGAUGAUCUCUAUGAGCGCAUGCUGGGGCAAAUCCGAAGUUCAAGACAUGCUACUCUGUGUAGAAGUAUAUUGGCCGUUAUCUUGUUUGUGCACCGGCCAAUUACACUAGACGAAUUGACAUCUCUAGUGGAAAUGCCGCCUCGGGUCUCGGGGAAUUUAAAGGCUCUGGAGGAGAUCGUGGGUCUCUGUGGCUCUUUCCUGACUCUCCAAAAACACACAGUAUCCUUUGUCCAUCAAUCAGCAAAAGACUUUUUGCUUGACAAAGCAUCCGCCGACAUCUUCCCCGACGGGGACGAGGAUCUACACUAUAAAAUAUUCUUGAGGUCACUUCAGACAAUGGCAAAUACCUUGCGGCGAGAUAUCUAUGCAUUGGGAACCCCGGGGUAUUGCAUCGAGGAACUCAGUCAGCCGGAUCCCGAUCCACUAGCCCCAGCACGUUACGCAUGUGUUUUUUGGGUGGAUCACUUGCAAGACUGUGGCCCCAAGAAGAGAGCGAAGGACGACUUGCAUGAGGGUGGUAUAGUCGAUAGGUUUUUGAAACGGGACUUCCUUCAUUGGCUUGAAAGUCUUUGCCUUCUCGAGGCUCUCCCGGAGGGAGUCGUGUCGAUGUUAAGUCUUGAGGCUUUGGUCCAGGUUAGUGCCCGGAGGUUAAGUUAA
This is a messenger RNA of Penicillium cataractarum, 2733 nucleotides long. Its product is annotated as NACHT-domain-containing protein. Bases 1 to 2733 code for a protein of 910 amino acids. The transcript has 2 exons. The record is from RefSeq and is a predicted model, not a curated record. Lineage: Eukaryota; Fungi; Ascomycota; Eurotiomycetes; Eurotiales; Aspergillaceae.